Messenger RNA from Leptidea sinapis, 1161 nucleotides. Its product is annotated as trypsin I-P1-like. The transcript has 8 exons. Lineage: Eukaryota; Metazoa; Arthropoda; Insecta; Lepidoptera; Pieridae. The coding region runs from base 16 to 1161 and encodes 381 amino acids. Gene Ontology annotation, molecular function: serine-type endopeptidase activity. The record is from RefSeq and is a predicted model, not a curated record. Gene Ontology annotation, biological process: proteolysis.
UUUGUAAAAUUUUAAAUGAAAUUCAUUAUUUUCAUCAUUGUAAGUUUAGUGAUAUUUAAAGUGUCAUUUUGUCAAAUGGUGUUGGUUCAAAACACAGAAGCAAAUGAACAGAACCAAUCGACUCUUGGCAAAAUGGAAUUUGAUUUUAUGGCGAUUAUGAAAGAAAAUGAAUCGUAUGAGCCCUUCGUGAAUCCAUGUCCCUUAAAAAUUUUGGGAGGGAGGAAGGCCGAUAUAACAGAAGUUCCCUACCAAGUUGCUCUACGAUAUAAAGCAGCGUUUGGAUUUUAUUGGUCAACAUUCUGUGGUGGAUCUUUAAUAACACUGAGACACGUUGUAACAGCGACGCAUUGCUUCAUCGACAUUAAUAAAAAAACAGUAAAAAAUUUAAACAACGUGAGGGCAGUGGCAGGAACUACACAAACAAUUGUAACAGUAUUCUCUAUGUCGAGGGAGCAUUGGCGAAAUGUCAAAAAAUUUUACAGACACCUGCACUAUGAUGAUAAGAUUAUGAGGAAUGAUAUCGCAGUAGUUGAGGUUGAAUAUAGUUUUAUCAAAUCAAACGCAGUUAAACCAAUCCGUUUAUAUUCCCUGGCGUUUCAUGAAAAUAUUCACAAAAACCUACAGUGCUUAAUUUCUGGCUUUGGAUUAAAAGAAAAGAAUGAGCCAUCGAAUUCGUUACAGUUGGUUUGCGUCCCAAUAAUAUCGUUCGCUGAAUGUAAUAUGUUUUAUGACGAACGAUUACUACACUCUGCGGUUAUAUGCGCGGGAUCAGAGGGCAAAGACAGUUGCUUAGGUGAUUCGGGCGGUCCUUUGGUAUGUCACGGGGUUCUGGCCGGCAUUGUAUCCUGGGGAAGUGAAUGUGGCAAAUACCCAGGAGUGUACACAAAAAUAUCACAUUACACAUCACAAAAGAUGGUACCUUUUGUACAGAAUAGACAGUUUCUUAACAAAGCUGAGUAUAUGAACUCGCUAAUGUGUUUUAUGUUUUUAUUUAUUUCAGUGACCAGUUGGAACACGUUAAUAGAACAAGUAAAAGCUAUAAAGAGUGGGCCAUUCGGGCCAUUAAGAGCACCAUCAGCUCUGCUUAUUAAAAAUGUGGCUGGAAUAUCAAAUUGCUAUCUUCCUAUUGUGUACGACCCUAUGACUGCACCUACAAACUAG